Molecule: messenger RNA, 3714 nt
Organism: Hydractinia symbiolongicarpus
Lineage: Eukaryota; Metazoa; Cnidaria; Hydrozoa; Anthoathecata; Hydractiniidae
Exons: 18
Coding region: 38-3595 (1185 amino acids)
Biological process (GO): mitotic G2 DNA damage checkpoint signaling; mitotic DNA replication checkpoint signaling; response to ionizing radiation
Cellular component (GO): nucleus
Molecular function (GO): chromatin binding
Source: RefSeq, a predicted model, not a curated record
UGUAAUUUUUAUCUCUAUAGAUUGAAAAAAAAAAAUUAUGCCAUCUUGUCCAAGAAUUGUCUUUCUGAUUGAUCAGAACCAAAGCAAUAUUGACAAAACUAAAAGAGUGCUGCAGAAUAUUCACUUAAGUUGCUUGCGUAUUUUGUCUUACUUUUCACAUGCGUUUCAUGAUGCAGAUGUGAAAGCCUCAGUUCUUUGGGGAUACAAAUUCUACAAUUCUGGCAAAAGCAAUGCUGGUUACAGAAGAUAUAAACAAUACCCCUUUCUUGAUUAUACUGUUGGCAAUUUUAAUAAAUUUGAGAAAGAAUUGUAUGAAAACCUCCUAAACUAUGAGGAGAUACAAGUUAACAAGAAAAAAUUACCAAAUGGGGAGCAGCUGAAAUCUACUUUGACAGACUUAUUAACUGAUUUUCAAUGGGACCGGCCAGAAUUGUUUUCACCAGCAAAAAAGACAUUAUAUAAUGAACAGAAGUUUGAUUUGGAUAUCAUGAAUAUUGUUUUUUUAUUUACUACAUGUCCCAACAAGAAUACGCAGAUUGAAAGUACUUACUUUAAUUCGACUUAUGAUGACGCCAAUAGUUUUAUCAAAUUUUUAUUCCCUGGUGUUUUGUACAACAAAUUUUUUAAACAAUCAAAGUUAACUUUAUGUUGGAUAGACACUGGUUUUUGUCUACAAUCUAAGGUAUCUGAGGAAUCACAUAACAUAUUAAAGGAAGGGUUAGAAUCUGUUCAUGGUUGUGUUAUUCCUAUUGAACACCUGUCAAUGUGGUGGCUACACUCAGAAAAUGUUGAGAAAAAGAAAUCUUUUGCAGAUUUUGUUGGUGUUACAUCUUUAAUGCGUGGUCUUUUGCCAAUUUCAUCUAAGGAAUAUAAUAUUGGUACUCAAUAUACAAAUUGCACAUUGUUGUUAAGUGAAGCAACAAGUUUGAGCAUUAUUCUGUGUUCUGUUACGAAUUUAAAGAACAAGAAAAAUGACAUUGUCGUUCAGUAUGUUAAAAUCAAAGACAGCAUUAAACGAAAAGAUUUAUCUCCUGAUAUGCUUUCAAGUAAAAAGAAGCCAUACUUUUACUUCCUUCAAAUGGACAAUGAUGCACAUACUGAUGAACUAAACACAAUACACCAAUCCUUGAAAUUAAAAAUGGCAAUGAAAAUUGAACUUUAUGCUUCAACUCAUUCUACUAUAUUACAAGGUGUUAUGAUACCUUGCACCAAACGCAUUGGCACUAUUGUGAUUGUGAACAAUGAUAAGAUGUUGUGUGAAGACAAUGAUAUCUCAGAGGACAACAAUGUUUCUGUUGAAAUUAGCAAAGUUGUGACACAGCAAGAAUAUGGCACCUCUUUAGCAAAUAUAUCCGACUCUUGGUUUUUCUAUAAUCCAAAUUUAGGAUUUUCAUCACCACUGAAGAAUACAAUAAGAAAAAUACACAGCUCUGGUAUUAAACAUGUUGAAGAGAAUGAAGAAAACUCAAGAGAUAUAGUCAAAUUCUUCAAAGAAAAGUUUGCAAAAGAAAAAGUUGAAAAAGAGCUUAAUGCAAAAACAAAAAGUAAAAUACGAACAAGAAAAUCAAAUCAAAUGAAAGGUAUGAGUUGGGCUCACUGGCGAUUAAUGGAGUAUAAGAAGAAAAUUGCUGACAAAGUACAAAAAUGGGAAAACAUCACCACUGCUGUUGUAAAAGAGAACAAAGAUGAAGUGAUAAAAGAAACAACCACAAAAGAAAUCGUCAUUCCAGAAUUUUCUUCAGAUGAAGAAUUGAAAACACAUGCAGUGAGUUCUUAUGAAGACCUUGUACAAAAGUCAUAUAUAUCUCACAGAGAAAUUGAAUUGUUGAUAAAGACUGUUUCUCAACACUUUAAUGGCGUGGCUUCGACUAAGAAUACUGUGAUGACUUUUUUAAAAGACAUUGUCGUCUAUUCUUCAAAUGAUAUUCGAGAGAAAUAUUCGAACAACAACAAAGACAAACUUGUUCAAGAGUACCUGCUACAGAUACACAUUCUUCUGGAAUUUGUUGCUAUGCAUCAAGAAGAAAAUGAAGACAAAGCGGAACUGACGAAACUCAUUGCUUCCUUUCUGCGUUGUGUAUCGUUUGAAGAAAACACGUUCUUCUUAAGAAAUCAUUUAAAGACAGUAAUCUUGCCAAAUUUUAUUGAUCGUAUACCAAACUUGUUGCGCGAUCUCUACGAUGAAAUGAUGUUGGAAGUUCCAAACGAAUUGAGAGGUGAGGAGGAGGUUGACAGUGAAGAUGGUACCUCACCUAUAAAACCUGUCCAACUUCCCAGUUCAGUAUCAUACUACAGCUCGGAUUCCUCCGUCGCCUCUUCUAUGCAAAGUGAAAGAAAACCAUUGAAAAGACAUCCAAGUAUCGUUGGUGAUAACUCCAAUAAAAAAUUGAUCAGUGUGCAAAUGAAGAAGAAAAGUAAUAACAAAAAGAAGAAGAAGGUGAAGAAAGAAAGAAAAGUUGUUGAGAACAACGUGAGUGAAGAGAAAGUGGUUCGCAGUCUAUUUGAUGAAGGUUUCUCUCUACCUGCAGUACCAGUAACACCCACUUACAAACGAAGACAUUCAGAAUCGACCAUACGAACUAAAGUUCCAAACACACCAGAAGGUAAACAAAUCAAUGAUAUGAUGUGGAAAAAGCAGGAUAGAGAAAGACGGCAUUCCAACAUCGACAAAAAGAUGAAGCCAAUCGAAGAAUCGCCACUUAAAGAACUGCAGUCACCGUGUAAGAAGCAGCGUUCGCUCUUUCAUCGUUCGAAAUCGUUUGGUUGCCACACAUCACCACGACGGUUUUAUGCAAUCAAACGGCAUCUGACAAUGACGACAAACAACCAUGACAAGUCCGAAAGUGGAUCCGAUAAUCUUUGGAAAUUUCAUGGAGACGAGGUUAAAUCGGAACCAAAAAGUGACGUAAGCACAACACCUAUUGAAAGAAAGUUAAAAAGAAGAAAUACUCUCUUAUCAAAUUUUACUGAUGAUCUAAAGUCGCCUGAAAAUAAACGGAUUUUGAACGAGAAGAAAGAUUCUGGAUUCGAGGCUUUGGAAUUUGUAAACGAGACAACCACGUGUCCGCGUAGAGGUAUAUUCUGCGCGCGCAACUCGUCUGAGACGAGCGGAACUAACACGCUUUCUUUCGAGUCGACGGAAUGUGUGACCCGACAACAUACGUUGAAGCGUCCUCUCAGUCCGGACAAGCGAUUGACGAAAAGAAUCCGGUUAGACGAAAACGACAAGGACGAAGAUUUGUUGAGUUUGGAUGACAAAACUCUAUCAUGCCAUCUCAAUGUACCAAACCGUUCACUUUUUGUUUCUGAGACAACCUCUGAUUGGUUAACGGAGAUUGAAAAGGAACAAAAAGCUAAUACGCCGAAGAGUUUAACAUUUCGCGAUGCUUUCCUAGAAUUAUCUAGAACUCCUGCGUCUUGCUCAAAAAACUCGCCAACAAUCGUAAAAGCUCUAGAACAAGCAAUAACUGUAUCGCCCUGUCUAUCAGCUAGCAGCCUGGAAUGCUUAGAAAACGCGCCGAUACUUUCGCCUGUUGAGACGAAACAAACUUUUCGCCGACGAAGAAUGUUGGCUCCGGAAUACGAAACACAGUAGGACACACGUAACCAUAAUAAGGAGAAAAUUUUACUAUAUUACGCCUGUUUACGCCGGCAUUUUACUUGCUUUAUUUUUAAAAUAGAACGGUCAAACUUUCCCAAACAAACACCUUAAAA